AUGCUAUGCGAAUCUACGCUUAACCAAAAGCUGGAAACGAAGCCCAUCGAACCGACCAUCUGCAAAGAUGAUGAAGUAUCUCAACAACGAAGUAAAACCGUGUCUUGCAAAGCUUGUCCACCUGGAACCAAACCAAUUAAUUCCACUCACUGUGAGAGCUGCAAGAAGGGAGAACUUUCGGCGCCUGAAGGAAAGGCUUGUCAAGUCUGUCCCGAAGAUGAAGCACCUAUAUUCGGCAUCAAAUAUACCAACUGGACUCGCUUCCCGCCAAGAAUGAUUACCUACUGCUUUGAUGAUGAAGUUGGAUGUCAGCCCUGGCAACUGAAUGGAUCAUCAAUUUACGUUGGUCCGGGGUUACAAAACUACUUCUUGUCGUUCUUGGACUUGGAUCUAGGUGAUGGUUUCCUGAGUUCAAAACCACUUUUGCCCUUCUAUCUCAGCCGAUUUUUGGCCCCACUUCCUGGCACAAAACUCGUAUUCGAAUUUGAGGUGGUUUGUGAAGGGGAAUGUCUUUUCUCCUUCGUUAUGGUGAGUUUGAAUUUUCUUUCUGAACUAAUAUUACUUUUAAUGGUUUCCUUGACGAAAAUUAAUGGGUAUUUUAUUCAGCACAAGUAA
Molecule: messenger RNA, 615 nt
Organism: Rodentolepis nana
Lineage: Eukaryota; Metazoa; Platyhelminthes; Cestoda; Cyclophyllidea; Hymenolepididae
Source: the annotation of a GenBank genome assembly